UGGGCCAAGGUCACGGCCGAGGGCACCGGGGGCCCGCCAUCUCGCGUGUGUUAAUCCCUGGCACCCCAGGCCCGCACUCCUGGCUUUGGGUGGAGCGAGCACUGCUUUGUAAGCCAUUUCUUGACCCAAGUAGUUGGUGGGGGGAAAAAAAAUCAAGCUCGAUCCAGCCUGGCUGAGCAGGCUGGCAGAGGAGGCUCAUGAGUUCAAGGACAGCCUGGCCCCUCCUGCGUCCGGGCACCGGCGCGGCCCACACCUGUCAUCCUAACUACUCAGGAGCUGAGAUCUGAGGAUCGCAGUUCGAAGCCAACCCCGGGCGGGAAAGGCUGUGAGACUCUUAGCUACAAUGAGCCCACCAAAACCAGCCAGUAAUGGAGUGGUAUAGCAUCAACCUUGAGCAAAAGAGCCAAGGGACAGUGCCCAGGCCCUGAGUUCAAGCCUGAAGACCAGCACCAAAAACACCCUCAAGUCACAUGCAUAAAACCACACCCCUGCCCAGUUCAUUCAUUUCUUCAGCACUGAAGCCAGGAGAGCUUGGCACUGCGUCCACAUCGGUGCAGAUUCUUCUUUUGCCUCCGGGGGUGGGGCAUGGAAGACAUGAGGGCUCUUCAGCAUUGCCUUCCCCCGGGGAGCCGGACUGGAGCUGGAACCCCGACUGGAGCUGGAACCCCUGUGCUGGACUGGGCCAAGGUCAAGGCCCAGGAAAGGACGGACGGGGCAAGCAGUACAAGAGGAGUGCCAGACCCUGGAGACAUAAAUGCCAAAUGCCAAGGUCCCAGGGAGAGUGGCUCAGGGCUGCAGACCACGCAGAACGGCCGCUUCUACGCCAUCUCCGCCCGCUUCAAGCCGUUCAGCAGCAAGGGCAAGACGCUGGUGGUGCAGUACACGGUGAAGCACGAGCAGAAGAUGGACUGCGGUGGGGGCUACGUGAAGAUCUUCCCCGCCGACCUGGACCAGAGGAACCUCAACGCCAGGUCCCCCUACUACGUCAUGUUCGGACCCGACAUUUGUGGAUUUGAUAUCAAGACGGUUCACGUCAUUUUAUAUUUCAAGAACCAGUAUCACUCAAACAAGAAACACAUCCGGUGUAAGGUGGACGCCUUCACGCACCUCUACACGCUGGUCCUGCGGCCCGACCUCACCUACGAGGUGAGGAUCGACGGCCAGGCCAUCGAGUCCGGCAGCGUCGAGUACGACUGGCAGCUGACCUCCCUGAAGAACGCGGAGAAGGCCGAGGCCCAGGCCAGGGGUCCGGCCCGGGCACGCGGAGCCACAGCGCAGGACUGGGAGCAGCACUUCCUGGACGCCAGCGCGCCGAGCGACUGGAACAGCGAGUUGGACGGGGACUGGCAGGCGGCCAUGCUGCAGAAGCCUCCGUACCAGGACGGCCUGAGGGCCGAAGGCAUCGAUCGGGAUGUGUGGCUCCACAAGAAGAUGCAGUCGGCCAGCUACCUGCUGCAGCAGGACCUCUUGGAGUUCGAGAACAUCGGCGCCAUCGGCCUGGAGCUUUGGCAGGUGAGAUCUGGAACCAUUUUUGAUAACUUCCUGAUCACUGAUGAUGAAGACUAUGCGGUGAAGUUCGGCAAGGCCACCUGGGGUGAGACCAAGGGUCCAGAGAGAGAGAUGGACGCCAUCCAGGCCAAGGAGGAGCUGAAGCAGGCGCGGGAGGAGGACGAGCAGGAGAUGCUGUCGGGCAAGUUCCUGGGGCGGGACGGCCACUUCAGCCAGUUCCACAGGCGGGAGGGCCUCUAGCCGCAGCCCGCGGGGAGUCUGCGGCGAGGCCCCGCUUUGGCCUUCACCCACUUUUAAAAGCUCAUCUCUAUGUAGUUAUUUGUCCAGUUUUCUUUGCAAAAAAUGCUGCCAUGCUUCUGGGUAGGGUGAUGGCCGCCCGGGCUGCCCACCGCGACGCCCACACGCAGCCUGCGCCCCGCCCGAAGCCGCAGGCCAGGGCCUGGCGCAAACACGGCGUUCUGCUAUUGGCAAUGCUGGUUUGAACCGGGACCCUGCGUUUGCCCAGCAGGCGCUCUACCAUUGAGCUAUGCCACCACUUCUGUUUCCAGUAUGCCUCCAGUAGGUCUUGCUUUUCGUCUUGGCUGGCCAGGAUGGGACCAUUCCUAUUGACUGUUUCCACAAACUGACAAAGAUAGACUCCUGCCAGCACACCCUGUUCAUUUUUGUGCCUGAACUGGGCCUUGAACUCAAGGCCUUGUGCUCUUGUUUGGCCUUUCUUCUCAAGACUAGU
This is a messenger RNA of Dipodomys spectabilis (banner-tailed kangaroo rat), 2239 nucleotides long. RefSeq names its product calreticulin 3 (gene Calr3). Gene Ontology annotation, molecular function: calcium ion binding. Gene Ontology annotation, biological process: protein folding. The record is from RefSeq and is a predicted model, not a curated record. The transcript is spliced from 8 exons. Gene Ontology annotation, cellular component: endoplasmic reticulum; endoplasmic reticulum membrane. NCBI's taxonomy places the organism in Eukaryota, Metazoa, Chordata, Mammalia, Rodentia, Heteromyidae. The coding region runs from base 586 to 1749 and encodes 387 amino acids.